UUUAAUAUUUCAACAUGGAGAUGCUGCUGUGGGUUAUAUGUCUUGCUGCCACCAUCUGCUUCGCCUUCCUUGAUGGCUGGUACUUAUUGAGGUUCCUCAUCAUCGUCUUCUACAACAGCUGGGUGCGCCCCAGAACUGGAGAUCUGCUGGAAGAAUUCCGGUUCCAUAGCUGGGUCCUGCCCACCGACCUGGACUUCAUGGGGCACAUGAAUAAUGCACGCUACCCCCGGGAGGCUGAUUUUGCCCGUUACGCCUACAUGUCCCACUACCAUCUCGUGCAGACCCUCUGGGCCCUGAAGGGCAGCACGGUGCUGACUGCCUCCUGUUGCCGCUACCGACGUUCUCUGCACCUGUGGGAACGCUUCACCAUCCACACGCGCAUGGUGGGCUGGGACGAACAUGCUUUCUACUUGGAGCAACAGUUCAUCAGCGCCCAAGAUGGAUUUCUCUGUGCCGUAUUGCUUGCCCGGCAUCACGUGACUGGCCCUUCUCCCAGUGAAGUCAUCCAGCGUCUGUACGGGAGGAAGGUGGAAUCCCCAGAAGUCCCUGAAGAUGUCCACUACUGGCUGAAAAGUAACCAAGCCAGCAGCCAAAGACUACGAGUAGAAAGUGAUCUCCAGAAAAAUGGCAAAACCAAAUCCUGUUCAGAAUGUGAAGACAUUCGUCUUGUUGGAGGGCGGCAUGUCAGGAUCUGCGCAAGCUAGAAAUUAAAACUUAAUUAAAUGUAGACUAGCAAUGCAUACUUGACAGUUAAAUGUUUAAAGAGUUAAUUAGGGGCCUGCUUGCUUGGUCCUGCCAUAGAAGUAAGGAGAAGGGGGGAGGAAGAUGCCCAGCCAGGUGCUGCUGUUAUCUCUGCAGAGGCGCCAACAAGGUCAAGCAACCGUGAGACCG
Python bivittatus (Burmese python) is the source of this 891-nucleotide messenger RNA. RefSeq names its product protein THEM6-like. The record is from RefSeq and is a predicted model, not a curated record. Lineage: Eukaryota; Metazoa; Chordata; Lepidosauria; Squamata; Pythonidae.